CAUUAACAUAUCCAAUUCCGCAACGCUAAAUUGCUCUGGUGCUGCGGCAAAGGCGCAAAAGCUUCACGGCAGUACGACACCACCGUUAGCAGCGCCGCCGAAGGAAAUGCGGAUCCCAAUCCAUGGACUCCACCCGAAAUUUCUUCUCAGAAAAAUUCUCAAUUUACGAUUUUCGCUUCACCCUAAAACCCGGUACUUCCGGAGCCGGGCCGUAAGUCGAGACAACGGAGUACCUACUGGUCUCUAUGGCUUUGAUCACUUGAAGACCGCCAAAGGUUUCCGGCGCUUUGUCGAUGACGCCAUUGAAAGGAGCUUUAUACGGCCUGUGCGCUGCUGGAUCCGGGGAGCUGGUUAAUUAUAUAUCUAAGAUGCCGUCCUCAUCUGAAAUAAUCCGAGCCAUGGACGAAAUCUCAGACGCUGUAUGUUCUGUAGUGGAUUCUGCUGAACUGUGCAGACAAACUCAUCCGGACAGGGAGUUCGUUGAUGAAGCCAACAAGGCGUCAAUGAGAAUUAAUGAGUAUCUACAUUAUCUCAAUACGAAUCAUACUCUUUAUAAUGCGGUAAAAAGAGCAGAGCACAAUGGUGAUUCAUUUACCAAGGAAGCUCAUAGAGCUGCCCAUUACCUCCGUGUGGACUUUGAGAAGGGUGGAAUUCAUCUCUGUAAUGAAAAAUUAGAUCGAGUGAAUCAGCUACAUAUAGAUAUUCUUCAGCUAUGCCGGGAGUUUGGUGAAAAUAUUAUUAUUGAUCCAGGUCAUGUGGAUAUCUUUCCUGCAUCACGGAUUCCAAGACAUAUACAAUAUCUCCUUAAGCCCAUUUAUCAAUCCACAUCUGGAGUGUCAUUGGAGUCACUAGGGUCACCAACUAAUGUGAAAGGAAAGGGAUUUCGUAUAAUAACUGAGCCCCAAACUGUAUCCUCAAUUCUCCAAUCAACACCAGAUGAUGAGGUAAGGAAAAUGGUCUAUGUGAAAGGAAACUCUGUCCCACAUGCAAACUUCAAAGUUCUUGACGAACUUAUAGCUGCCCGACAUGAGCUUGCUCAGAUAAUGGGGUAUAAAUCUUAUGCUGAAUUUGUAAUGAAGCCAAACAUGGCUUCCUCACCAGAGGUUGUGAUGCCGUUUUUGCUUGAGAUGAGCAGAAUGGUCAGACCAAAGGCUGAUGAGGAGAUCAAAAAAAUUAGAGAUUUGAAGAGGGAAAAAAGUUGUCAAAGGUAUGUAGAUUUGGAGCCAUGGGAUGAAACAUACUACACAGCAAUGAUGAAGUCUUCUGCUUGCAAUUUGGAUCCUUCGGUUGUAGCACCAUAUUUUCCUCUGCCUCAAUGUAUCAAGGGUUUGAAAGUCCUGGUGGAGUCAUUAUUUGGGGCAAGGUUUGAUAGUGUUCCACUGGCACGAGGUGAAACAUGGCAUCCAAGUGUGCUUAAAAUGUGUCUUCAUCAUCCCGAAGAGGGUGACUUGGGGUAUUUGUAUCUUGAUCUGUACUCAAGGAAAGGCAAAUAUCCAGGUUGUGCUAGUUUUGCAAUCAAAGGGGGACGCCGAAUUUCUGAAACAGAAUAUCAACUCCCUGUUGUUGCCCUUGUUUGCAAUUUUUCGGGCUCUCAUGAUACUUCAGCUGUGUGGCUUAAUCAUUGGGAAGUAGAAACUUUAUUUCAUGAGUUUGGACACGCUCUUCAUUCACUGCUUUCAAGAACAGAUUAUCAACAUUUUUCUGGAACCAGGGUUGCUCUUGACCUAGCUGAGACACCUUCAAAUCUCUUUGAGUACUAUGCAUGGGAUUACCGAGUCCUAAGGAGAUUUGCUAGACACCAUUCAACUGGAGAAGCAAUACCUGAGAAGUUGGUAGCAUCAAUUCAACAUGCAAGAGACAUGUUUCAAGCAACUGAACUGCAACGUCAGAUAUUUUAUGCUUUGAUUGACCAAACACUUUUUGGGGAGCAGCCACCUGUGACAAGAGGCACAAGUUCUAUUGUUGCAGAUCUAAAAAGACAACAUACCAGUGGGAAGCAUGUGGAAGGCACACAUCUGCAUAUCCGUUUCAGUCACCUCAUCAAUUAUGGUGCUGGUUAUUACAGCUACUUGUAUGCCAAGUGUUUUGCAGCAACCAUAUGGAAAAAGCUAUGCCAAGAUGAUCCACUAUCACUGACAACAGGUACUGCCCUAAGAACAAAAUUUUUGCAGCAUGGCGGAGCCAAAGAACCAGCAGAAUUGUUGAAUGAUCUGGUAGGGGAUGGGAUUCUAAGGUAUUCUAACGGAGGAAUAGUACCUGACAUCACAAGUUUUUUGGAUGAAGUACGGCUGGUAGAAGAAGAUAAGCGAAGUCGGCUACUUCGUAACUGACCAAAGGCCAUGUAACGAGCAAAUGCUUGUUACUAGUUAGGCCGAGGGUAUUCUGUAACGCUUUGCGGUUAGGUACUCGUUAUGAUAUCAAUUUUUGCCAGUGAAGUAGACGGCUACAGUUGUAUGAUAAAUGUGACUC
Molecule: messenger RNA, 2469 nt
Organism: Rubroshorea leprosula
Lineage: Eukaryota; Viridiplantae; Streptophyta; Magnoliopsida; Malvales; Dipterocarpaceae
Source: the annotation of a GenBank genome assembly